This is a messenger RNA of Girardinichthys multiradiatus, 1688 nucleotides long. RefSeq names its product NOVA alternative splicing regulator 1 (gene nova1). Gene Ontology annotation, molecular function: mRNA binding. The transcript is spliced from 4 exons. Gene Ontology annotation, cellular component: nucleus; cytoplasm. Lineage: Eukaryota; Metazoa; Chordata; Actinopteri; Cyprinodontiformes; Goodeidae. The coding region runs from base 354 to 1688 and encodes 444 amino acids. Gene Ontology annotation, biological process: regulation of alternative mRNA splicing, via spliceosome; mRNA splicing, via spliceosome. The record is from RefSeq and is a predicted model, not a curated record.
GAUGAGAGCAGUGAAAAGGGUGAUGCGGCAGGGAAGACCCCCCCCCCCUUCAAACCGAUGCAGGCUUGAACAAUGCGUGCCGUCUUUCACUGAAAACACUCUGAGCCUGCAUUAGCAUUUUCUCAGACAACUGAGGCUCUGGCCAGCUGCAGGCAUGGCUUGGAUGCUGCGGUGAAAUCUCUUUUUCUGCACCCACUGAUGAAUAAGACCUCGGUGAAAAAAGGUCGACUGGCCGCAUUCCUCAACACUACCGUUGCACCUAUGCCUAGGCUAAUGUUAGGAACCCCAUUAGAGUCUGUGCCCCGGCAUUGAUGGCGAUCUGACAGAGGACUUGAGAAGCAGCAGAUCUCAGAAUGGAGGAGGGUGAGUACUUCCUGAAGGUGCUGAUCCCCAGCUAUGCAGCCGGCUCUAUAAUUGGCAAGGGUGGCCAGACCAUCGUACAACUGCAGAAAGAGACGGGUGCCACCAUUAAGCUGUCCAAAUCCAAAGACUUCUACCCCGGAACAACUGAAAGAGUCUGUCUGAUACAGGGGACUGUCGAAGCCCUCAAUAGUGUCCACAACUUCAUUGCGGAGAAAGUCCGUGAGAUGCCCCAGAGUGCCCAGAAACCAGAACCUGUCAGCAUAUUGCAACCACAGACCACGGUUAACCCUGACCGCGUCAAACAGGCCAAAUUGAUUGUACCCAAUAGUACAGCUGGGCUGAUCAUUGGUAAGGGUGGUGCCACAGUCAAAGCGGUGAUGGAGCAGUCGGGCGCUUGGGUGCAGCUCUCUCAGAAGCCAGAAGGCAUCAACUUGCAGGAGCGAGUGGUAACCAUCAGCGGGGAACCAGAACAGAACCGUAAAGCUGUGGAAAUCAUUGUGCAGAAAAUCCAGGAGGACCCUCAGAGCAGCAGCUGCCUGAAUAUCAGCUACUCCAACGUCUCCGGCCCAGUGGCCAACUCCAACCCCACCGGCUCCCCUUAUGCCAACACAGCCGAGGUGCUGCCCAAUGCAGCCGCAGCAGCAGCCACUGCCUCCAGCCUUCUGGGUCAGGCUGGAUUGACAGGAAUGGGUGCCUUCCCUGCCACCAUGUCCAGUUUCUCUGGCAAUGAUCUGCUGGCCAUCACCUCAGCCCUGAAUACACUGGCCAGCUAUGGCUACAACACUAACACCUUGGGCCUGGGUCUCAACCCUGCAGCUGCCUCUGGAGUUCUCGCUGCAGUUGCAGCCAGUGCUAACCCAGCUGCUGCUGCUGCAGCUAACCUAUUGGCCUCCUACGCUAAUGAUGCCUCCAGCAGUGCUGGCCACCCCGCUACAGGCCUCGGUGGGUUCUCCUUGGGCUCACUAGCAGCUGCUACUGGAGCUUCCAAUGGUUACCUAAAUGCUUCAUCCCCAUUGAUGGCUUCCUCCCUAUUGGCAACAGAGAAGCUGGCUGAUGGGGCCAAGGACGUGGUUGAAAUCGCUGUGCCGGAGAAUCUGGUGGGAGCCAUCCUGGGGAAAGGAGGGAAAACAUUGGUAGAGUACCAGGAGCUGACAGGAGCCCGCAUCCAGAUCUCCAAAAAAGGGGAGUUCAUUCCCGGCACUCGGAACCGUAAAGUCACCAUAACAGGGUCGCCAGCCGCCACACAAGCAGCGCAGUAUCUGAUCAGCCAGCGGAUCACGUAUGAGCAGGGCGUGCGCGCUACCAACCCACAAAAAGUGGGCUAA